This is a messenger RNA of Wyeomyia smithii (pitcher-plant mosquito), 1161 nucleotides long. RefSeq lists its product as uncharacterized. The coding region runs from base 179 to 1018 and encodes 279 amino acids. The transcript has 3 exons. Lineage: Eukaryota; Metazoa; Arthropoda; Insecta; Diptera; Culicidae. The record is from RefSeq and is a predicted model, not a curated record.
UACCGGUCAGGCAUCCGAAGAGGGUUUUGCGAAAAAAUUGGAUCACAUCGCAAAUUUGGUAACAAGAUACAGUUUGCAAGUGGGAGAAGAAAAGUAAACAGUGUUAGCGAGAAGUAAGGUGAAAUAUAUUUGUGAAGUUUUAAAUUGAAAAUAGUGUAAAUUCACACUAAGUCGCAGGAUGAAUCGAGUUAUUGUACUGCUGGCCUUAGUCACACUGGCUCGGGCGCUUUCGAUCGACGAUCGCGGUCUGGACAUCAACAUUAAUGUGGAGAAAAAUUCGAAUCUGUACCACCACGGUCGGGUCAGCUCCUUCGAGUACGGACUGGAUGUCGUUAAACAGGUGGAUCACCAUUUCCAGCAUAAGGUCAAGGGCGAGGAUGGCGUAACCUACGGGUGCUACGGAUUCGUCGAUCCCGAUGGAAAGCCACACCUGGUGCAUUAUGUGUCCGAUUUGAGAGGGUACCGUGUGGUUCCACCGAAUCAUGCUACGAAAAUUUACAUCGACCGAUUGGAAAAGAGCAUAGACAAUGUCUAUCAAGCUUCCAUUGCAAAGGAUGUUCAGUGGAAGGAUUUAUUCUUCCCACCGGCAUGUAAAACCUUGGCUGCAGAACUCGAGAACCAGGCUCCCCCUACUACUAGGCGACCAACAACGCCACGUCCAACCACACCACGCCCAACUACUCCGCGUCCUACGACAACGACCGCUGCCCCAUUGGAGCCCGAGUUCGGUGAUUCGAGCAACGUGCACGAAGCCUUCGCAGUUCGCCAGGAGCCAGGUUCGUGUUCUCGGGUGUGCGACGAACUGAGGGUUGAAUUGCAGGACAUUAAAUCUAAAUUGAAGACUCUGAUUGAUUCGCUGAGCGAUAACAAGGCGCAACGAAACAGACCACUUAGUGGAAAUAGCUCGUAUGCCUAUUUCCCGGUUUUACUGAGCGACAGGCCGCCGGAGGGAUUCGAUGCACGGUCAGGAAAGUACGCGCUGCCGGUGUUCGCACAGCAGACGUGUGGCAAUUAUUAGUCUAGGUUUAUUCCGGUCCGGUAGAGUGCAAUGUUUGAAGUGUAAUUAUUCUAGUUUGUAUACAUGAGAGUGAGCGUUGUGAUUGAUUAUUGAUGAAGUGAAUGAAAUAUCGUUAGUAAAAUAAAGUAAGAAUUUACCAGUAA